AUGCACAGUCCAAUCUGGACCAGUCCGAUACAGCUUCGUCUCUGGACAAUACCUGUGCAAAAGAUUAAUACAUUACGAAAUAACCUAGCGUGUUUAGCAGUAUUAUUAAACAUAAAUGCUCUAAUAUCUGUUAGACAGUGCAGUAAUUACAGUACAAGUUAUGGACAGGAAAUAGUCUGUAGUUUUUAUUUUUAUUUUUUUUAGUUUAUUGUUACCGGAAUAAUAAGUCAAGCGGAUUUAUCAACAAAACGGCUGACAGUAUUGAAAAGAGGGGAAUAUUAAACCAUAUUGUUGUUUUAGGAAGAUUUCCCAGGAAAUUGGACCGCAUUAUCUGACUAAAAAAAAAAAAUUAAUAAUAAUAAGAAAAAAAUAAAAAAGAACGAAAGCGGAGCGUUACAGCGUAGAAUCUCACGGAAAACAGCGCAGCGGUUCACUGCACCCGCCUUCACCGGCGUCCCGGCGCCCAGGAGCGGCUUCGGGAGCUACGCGAGUCCCGAUGCUCCCGGCCUUCUCCACCCCAGCGGGCCGCAAUGUGGGAGACGAAAAUUAUCUACCACCUGGACGACCAGGAGACUCCGUACCUGGUGAAAGUGCCAGUCCCUGCCGAGGAGGUCACUCUGGCACACUUUAAGCAAGUCCUGAAUAAACCCAACUAUAAAUUUUUCUUCAAGUCUAUGGAUGAUGAUUUCGGGGUGGUGAAGGAAGAGAUAUCGGACGAUAACGCCAAGUUGCCAUGUUUCAACGGCCGUGUGGUGUCAUGGUUGGUCUCAGCCGAUGGCUCUCACGGCUCAGAUGGAGGUUCGGUGUGUGCAGAGACUCAGUCUGAUCUUCCUCCUCCAUUAGAGAGGACAGGGGGCAUUGGGGACUCCAGACCGCCCUCCUUCCACGCCAAUGCGGCGGGCAGUCAGGACAACCUGGACAAUGAGACUGAGCCCAACGCCGGGACAUCGGGACGGAGAGACAGAGAGCGAGACCGGGAUCGAGAUAGAGAGCGAACGCGCAGGAAGGACACUCACGACCAUGGAGGCAGGUUAAAUGGUCACUCUCAGCCUGAGCGCAGGCCUGAGACCGCGGGUUAUGAGACCUCCUCUACACUCAUGAGCAGUGAACUGGACACCACCAGCUUCUUCGACUCGGAGGAGGACGACUCGACAAGUCGCUUCAGCAGCUCUACGGAGCAAAGCACAUCAUCACGGCUCUUGAGAAGACAUCGGCGUCGCCGGCGGAAAACCAAACCACCUCGGAUGGAGAGGUCGUCCUCCUUCAGCAGUAUAACAGACUCCACCAUGUCUUUGAACAUCAUCACUGUCACAUUGAACAUGGAGAAGUAUAACUUCCUGGGUAUCAGCAUCGUGGGUCAGAGUAACGAGAGAGGUGACGGUGGCAUCUACAUCGGCUCCAUCAUGAAGGGCGGAGCAGUAGCAGCUGACGGACGCAUUGAGCCAGGCGAUAUGCUGCUCCAGGUGAACGACAUCAACUUUGAGAACAUGAGCAAUGACGAUGCUGUGAGGGUCUUGAGAGAAAUAGUGCACAAACCAGGCCCUAUCACACUGACCGUGGCUAAGUGUUGGGACCCGAAUCCCCGCAGCUGCUUUACCUUACCUCGCAGUGAGCCGAUCCGCCCGAUCGAUCCCGCUGCCUGGGUGUCUCACACCGCGGCGAUGACGGGGGCGUACCCGGUGUACGGCCUGAGUCCCUCCAUGAGCACCAUCACCUCCACCAGCUCCUCCAUCACCAGCUCCAUUCCAGAGACCGAACGCUUUGAGGAUUUCCACUUGUCCAUUCACAGCGAUAUGGCAGCUGUCGCUAAAGCGAUGGCGUCCCCAGAAUCUGGGCUGGAGGUGCGAGACAGGAUGUGGCUGAAAAUAACCAUCCCAAAUGCCUUCAUAGGCUCAGAUGUGGUAGACUGGCUCUAUCAUCAUGUGGAAGGUUUCACAGACCGACGCGAAGCACGGAAAUACGCAAGCAACUUGCUGAAGGCUGGAUACAUUCGCCACACCGUCAACAAAAUCACCUUCUCCGAGCAGUGCUACUACAUCUUCGGAGACCUCUGUGGCAAUAUGGCUAAUCUCUCUUUGCAAGAUCAUGACGGCUCUAGCGCGUCUGAUCAGGACACACUUGCCCCCCUGCCCCACCCAGGAGCUGCUCCGUGGCCCUUUGCUUUCCCCUAUCAGUAUCCCCUCCCUCAGCCCUACAGUCCCCACCCAGUGCAAGAUCCAGCUUACAGCUACACAGCAGGAGGAGGAGGAGGAGGAGGCAGUGCUGGCAGCCCACACAGUGAAGGGAGUCGCAGCAGCGGUUCAAACCGCAGCGGUAAUAAGGCUGGCGCGCUGGAGACAAAGUCGGGCGGAAGUGGUAGCGAGACUGAGAAAAGAGAAAAGGCACCUAGUGAGCGCUCGGCGGCGCCCCCUAGUGAGCGCAGUAUCCACAGCGCCCACAGCGUCCACAGCGUCCACAGUGUCCACAGCGUCCACAGCGCCCACAGCGCACUCUCACAAGGCCAGAACUCCUCAUACGGACCUCCCGCAGCCCCUCCCGCACAGAUCCCGGGUUCUCCAUCAGGCCGAGAUUUGGCAUCGGUGCCCCCUGAACUCACAGCGUCUCGCCAGUCCUUCCGCAUGGCCAUGGGAAACCCCAGCGAGUUCUUCGUAGAUGUCAUGUAAUGCACUUCAGGUGAUUAAUCAGACGACCUGAUCCUCACGCGGAUAUAGAGAUUUCUGGAAAAUGUCCUAGUCACCCUUGUAAGUCUCGAAGGGUGCUGAGUGUUCCAUUGCGUUGUCCUUUCUGUGUCCUGUGGCUUGUACUUUCUUCAGUGAAGAAGACUGGGAUGGUUGGAGCUCGUACCCCUGCGUCCUCCAGAGGCUCUGUGGGAUGGAGGGAUGAGCUCAGAGUGGCAUGAAUACUUUCCGUAUGGUGUCGUUUUUGUUUUGUUUUUUUGUUUCAUCUUUUCAUGUCCUGCAUUUCUGUCUGCAGUUCCUCAUCUAGAGCCGUUUUUAUCAAAGAUUACAAAAGAAGAAAAAAAAACAAAGACCAGCGAGACGGGAGAUGGAGGUAGCGCCUCUCUCUCUCAGUGGCUUUUGCUUUUAAAUGGAUGAAGUGACAUCAUUUCAUAACAAUUCAAAUCACAUUCAAAAGAUGCUAUCAUGAGAAACUAUAGACGAUUGUUUUAUAUUUCGCUUGUCUUGUACGUUCUCUGUCAGUAAUCAUAUGAAGAGUAGGAAAGAGAGGGGGUGGGGAGAGCAGCGGUUUAAUCACAGUGGGCUCCAGAGGCCCCUUUAUUUGCUCGGCCCAGCAGGGGUCUAAAUUGUUUGCCGUUUUACAAGUAAGUAUGAUUGAGUAACCAAUAUGUAGAAAAGUCAUGUCUGCUUGUGUUAAACUUGGCCCACUCCUUACCGCAGUGAUCGAGAGCGUCAUAAGAGGACAGCUCUUCUAGGAAUGAGUCCGUAUAUUAGAUAAUGAGUUUGCCUGAUCAUUUGAAGAUUUUUUUUUUUUUUAAGUUUUCGGGUGAUGUUGUAGCAUCUCGUACCCAGACGCCUGGUUGUCCGAGCUCUCUCAGAGGGCAGGGAUGUGAGACACUGUCUCACCUAUGCGGUUUGACUCACGGUGAGAUGCAGUGUUAGGCACCGUGACCCGCCGCAAGUGACUGCCUGACCAUGAAGUUCUGCAAGGCCCGCGAGCUUCCGCGGGGACCACCAAAAAAAAUUAAACAUGUUUAAUGUCACGCGGAAUGCUGGAAAUGUAAUCACAGCGGCAAAACUCGCGCUGAAUCAUGAUGAACUGUACUUACCCACCGCGCAAAACCGCAUAGGUAAAAUAGGGGUAUAAUCUAAGCCAAUCAUGGAAGUCUGUAAGCUUGUGCGAGUGGAUAGCGCUGCUACCAACGGGGUGUGAGCGAGCAGUUAGAAAAGAUGGAAACACGUAAUAGUGAUAGUCUUCAGUCCUCCCUGACUGGUAGUUGUAGCCUUAAUGGGGUGUCCCCUAAUGGUGGGUGGGUAUUGGCUGUGAGUAAAUUAGGAAGAAAAUUGG
Clarias gariepinus (North African catfish) is the source of this 4026-nucleotide messenger RNA. RefSeq names its product segment polarity protein dishevelled homolog DVL-3. The record is from RefSeq and is a predicted model, not a curated record. NCBI's taxonomy places the organism in Eukaryota, Metazoa, Chordata, Actinopteri, Siluriformes, Clariidae. Gene Ontology annotation, molecular function: frizzled binding. Gene Ontology annotation, cellular component: cytosol. Gene Ontology annotation, biological process: canonical Wnt signaling pathway; intracellular signal transduction. The transcript is spliced from 15 exons. The coding region runs from base 531 to 2663 and encodes 710 amino acids.